AGCUUUUAAGUUGUACUUUUUAACAUUGGAAGCGUCUCAGUUUGGAGCUCGAGUGAUUCCCCCCCCCCUUUAAAAUUGAGGAAAGGGGUUGAUCUGACUUUUCUCUCUCUCCCCCGGAGGUGGAGAAUCGGAAUCCCACCCAACCCGCCGGAGACGGGAGGAUUUAGGAAAGCUUCCCUAGGAAAGAAAACUCAGAGGCAAAGCAAGCCUGGGACCCGCUUCCUUCCAACUUUGGCUGCAGCGGCUCUCUCCAAAGGGCUUCCCAUGCCCCGAGCUGGACUCCUCCGAGAGGCAGCGUGUUCUCCUCCUCGCCGCCACGCCAGACACCGCUGUCUAGCAGGGCUGGCGCGCUUCUGUUGUAUAGCACGGUGAAACAAGUAAGACAGCUAAUAUUGAAAUACUGACAAUUCCUGAUACUGAAGAUUUGAAGAUGGAAACAUUUCAUUUUGAAAUGGUCUUGGCACUUCUAAUACCUGGAUUUGUCAUCAUUGAUGGUUCUGAUAUAUACCAGUCAAACCUGACUAACUUUGGAAACCCUGACACAUCUUAUCCUGGACCUCUUAGGAUAUCUGUCCACCCUACCAGUAAACCCAACAGGACUUAUUUCUCUUGCCCAGAAAGUCCUAAAAUUAUUGACACUUUCAAAUACAUCAACACACUACUAUCCUGUGCAGUUUUCAUCGUUGGGCUUGUUGGGAAUGCAACUCUGCUGAGGAUUAUCUACCAGAACAAGUGUAUGAGGAAUGGCCCCAAUGCGCUGAUAGCUAGCCUCGCACUAGGAGACCUCAUCUAUAUUGUCAUAGAUAUCCCUAUCAAUAUAUACAAGCUUCACGGUCAGUGGCCCUUUGGGAUGUCUCCAUUCGGACAAUUUCUUUGCAGCUGCUUUCCUUUUAUUCAGAAGGCAUCCGUGGGAAUCACAGUCCUUAAUCUCUGUGCUCUAAGUGUGGACAGGUACCGAGCAGUUGCUUCCUGGAGUCGUGUUCAAGGAAUUGGAGUCCCCUUGAUAACUGCUAUUGAAAUCAUUACAAUUUGGAUUCUUUCCUUUGUCCUGGCUAUCCCUGAAGCAAUUGGCUUUACCACUUUCAAAUUUGAAUACAAUAAUGACUACCAUGUUUCCUGCAUGCUCCUAAGUAAUACCACAUUUUUGAAGUUUUAUGUCCAAGUAAAGGACUGGUGGCUGUUUGGUUUCUACUUCUGCAUGCCACUUGCGUGCACUGCAUUCUUUUAUACCCUAAUGACCUGUGAAAUGUUGAACAGGCGGAAGAGUAAUUUGAGAAUCGCUCUCAGUGAACAUCUUAAGCAGAGACGAGAAGUUGCAAAGACUGUUUUCUGCUUAGUUAUCGUUUUUGCCCUUUGCUGGUUUCCUCUCCAUUUGAGCCGGAUCCUGAAGAAAAUGUUGUAUUAUGAAAAUGACCCUAACAGAUGUGAAUUCCUCAGCUUUUUGUUGACAUUGGAUUACAUCAGCUUGAAUUUAGCGACCGUAAAUUCCUGCAUAAACCCUAUAGCACUCUACUUUGUCAGCAAGAAGUUCAAAAACUGUUUCCAGUCAUGCUUCGGCUGUAUAUGCUACCGGACAGGAAGUCAGACAUCAUCUGUUCCAAUGAACGGAACAAGUAUUCAGUGGAAAAACAAUGAACUGAACAAUCACAACACAGAACGGAGUAUCCACAAAGACAGCUUAAACAGAUUCAGUGGAAACUGUACUCCAUAAUUUGUGAAGACAAAAAGGGUAUACUGAAGCUUUUUAAACAGAAAGGCUAUCUGGGAUUUAAUGAGCACAUUUCAUAUGAAAGCUUGGUGCCCUAGCACUUAAUUCCAAAGUUGACCAAGGCAUACACAGGUGAAGCUCUGUACAGAUUUCAAAUGCUGGCAAGAAAACUUAUUGUUUCUUAUAAAGAAAUUCAUCUUUUGGGGGAAACAAGAAGACUGUACUACAGUGUUUUGAAAAGUAUUUGCAAACUCCAGAUGGACCUGCUCAGUAAGUGUGUUGUGUAUGCUGUUAUUUUUAAGACCUUCAUAAGUGUUUUUAAUGCUUUUGUUUGCCGCCCUGGGCUCCUACUGGGAGAAAGGGUGGGAUAAUAAUAAUAAUAAUAAAUAAGUCAGAUGAAUCAUAACGGAACGUUGUUUUUAAAGACUGUCAAAAUGUAGGAGCUGUAGCUGCCCUAUGUUUCCAUUCUCUUUGCAAGAAAUAGUUUAGUAAGUGUAUUCCGCAUUUAAAAGCGUGUUCAGCAUGAAGCCUUUUAAAUAUAUUUCUAUGCCAGACAUUUUACUUAAUGAAUAUUGCAAAUGACACGUUAACUGGAUAAUUAUCUUUUGUGGUAUGUUGCUAGCAUCUGUUUUGUAGUCAAGGACCUAAAAUAACAACCAUGUUAGACAUUAUACAGCCGCAAGAGUGGCUGUAUACUAUAGCCAGCAUGGAUUUUUCACAUUCCGCAAUAUUAAAUUGAAAAUACCCCAUACCAUUCUGAUCCUUCCCAUAAGCUCAUUUCAAAACAAAACCUUACAAAACCUAUAGUCCUGAACUCAGAAACUCUUGCUUAACAACUUUGUAACUUUUCAUGGCAAUACACAAAACAGUCAGAGAGAAUAGGGAGUUCAAAGUCUAAAAAGAGAGAAAAAAACCCGAGAGCCCUUUUGAACAUUUUUCUCUGAGUUCUCAUAAUCUGUUGAAAUUCAUUAAAAAUCAGCCAUGUUCACAGAGUACCUGUAAUCCUAUUACUCACUUUGUUCAUACUCUGACCUUCAUCUUCUGCAGUUUAAGUUAAAAAAAUGCCUGCCUGAUUUUUAAUUAAUUUAAGAAAUUUUGGCUUGAACCCAAUGAUACAUGCUCAGUAAGAACCAACUGUCAGUGUUCUAAAAGCCAGACUCACAGCUGCUGGGGUUGGCUAAUCGGGGCCACACCCACACCAGACUUUGAUUUCUCUUGAGACAGUAAUGGCUUCCCUCAAAGAAUCCUGGAAAGUGUAGUUUGUGAAGGGUGCUGAGAGGAGACUCCUAUUCGACUGACAGAGCUUCAGUGGCCAGUGGUUUAACAGUCAGCCACUCUGACUGAAGGUCUGUGAGGGGAACAGUGUGUCUCCUAGCAACUCUCAGCACCCUUCACUAACUACACUUCCCAGGAUUCUUUGAGAGAAGCCAUGAUUGUCCAAAGUGAAAUAAAGGCCUAGGGUAGAUGUGGCCAGGGAAAGCUUUGGUUUAAAUUUGGGUGGGAGGCUACAUGUGCCUGCUGUAGAAUAAAAAGGUGGGGGAAAUGCUGAAAAACAAUGAUUUUCCUUUUGGAAAGGUAAGGGGCUUUCCCUCUGCCCAGUGCCCACCCACCCAAUCUCCUCCCCUCCUCCUCCCCUCCCUGCCCCUCCCCAGGUCAGUGUUGGACUACGACCUAGGAGACCAGGGUUCGAAUCCCCACACAGCCAUGAAGCUCACUGGCGACCUUGGGCCAGUCGCUGCCUCUCAGCCUCAGAGGAAGGCAGUGGUAAAACCAUAUCUGAAUACCGUUUACCAUGAAAACCCUAUUCAUAGGGUUGCCAUAAGUCGGGAUGAACUUGAAGGCAGUCCAUUUCCAUUUUCAAACAUGAUAGCACAGAAAUAAAUCCCAUUGAACUCAAAAAGUAUGCAAAUGAUCAAACCCGCCCUUCCCCUUCCUCCUAUCCCCUCCCUCUUGCCCCUUCCCUCCCCUUGCUUUGCCCCUCCCUACCCAUCCCCCUCCCCUUCCAAUCCCCUCCUUCCCCUUCCCCCUCCUCCCCCUCCCCUUCCUCAUCCCCAUGGUCAGUUUUACCUAUCUUAAGCAUGAUUACACAGGAGUAAAUACCUUUGAACUCUGUAAGCAUGCAAAUGAUCAAACCUGGCCUCCCCCUUCCUUUGCCACCCUCCAAUCCAAUUCUUCCCCUUCCCCCUCCUCCUCCUCCUUCUCCAUGGUCAGUUUUACCUAUCCUAACCAUGAUUGCAUAGGAGUAAAUCCCAUUGAACUCAAUAAGCAUGCAAAUGAUCAGACCUGGCUUUCCCCUCCUUCCUCUUUCCUCUCCCUUUCUCCUCCUCUCCCCUCUUCCUUCUUUCUCCUUCCCUGCCCACUCCAGCUGUCCCUCCCCUCCCACGGUCAGUUUUACCUAUCCUAAGCAUGAUUGCACAGGAGUAAAUCCCACUGAACUCAAUAAACAUGCAAAUGAUCAAACCUGUCCUCCUCCCCUCCCCCUCCUGCCUGUUCCCAUCCCCCUCCUCCGCCCUGCCCUUCUUCCGCUACCUCCUUCUCCCCUCCUCAUCCCCUGUGGUCAGUUUCACCUAUCCUAAGCAUGGUUGCAGGGGAAUAAAUCCCACUUAACUCAGUAAGUAUGCAAAGGAUCAGUCCAUUCUCAGCAAAGUUGCACAGGAUCCCAUUUCUUACCUCCCGGUUUAAAAAGCAGAGGAAUUCACUAAUAGGCAAAAAAACUUGCUGUUUAAGAAUGUACCUAUAGCCCACAGAUAUUUCUAUCCAACUUUAAAAAGCAGGG
Messenger RNA from Rhineura floridana, 4484 nucleotides. It is a transcript of the gene EDNRA, whose product is annotated as endothelin receptor type A. The record is from RefSeq and is a predicted model, not a curated record. Gene Ontology annotation, cellular component: membrane. Bases 431 to 1711 code for a protein of 426 amino acids. The transcript has 8 exons. Gene Ontology annotation, biological process: vasoconstriction; G protein-coupled receptor signaling pathway; enteric nervous system development. NCBI's taxonomy places the organism in Eukaryota, Metazoa, Chordata, Lepidosauria, Squamata, Rhineuridae. Gene Ontology annotation, molecular function: endothelin receptor activity.